This is a messenger RNA of Pistacia vera, 1657 nucleotides long. Its product is annotated as 26S proteasome non-ATPase regulatory subunit 4 homolog. The record is from RefSeq and is a predicted model, not a curated record. Gene Ontology annotation, cellular component: proteasome regulatory particle, base subcomplex; cytosol; nucleus. Gene Ontology annotation, molecular function: polyubiquitin modification-dependent protein binding. Gene Ontology annotation, biological process: proteasome-mediated ubiquitin-dependent protein catabolic process. The transcript has 11 exons. Lineage: Eukaryota; Viridiplantae; Streptophyta; Magnoliopsida; Sapindales; Anacardiaceae. The coding region runs from base 135 to 1349 and encodes 404 amino acids.
AAAUCCAAAAUGAUUAUAUAGAAAACCUGAGCAAAAGCCUCUGCUCCAAGAAACUCUCAAUUCACAGAGACUAUAGUAAGCAUUCAAAUCGAGUUAAGCUUUCACAAGCUCUCCUCUUCUUUCGACACAAAACCAUGGUUCUCGAGGCGACUAUGAUAUGCGUUGACAAUUCAGAAUGGAUGCGAAAUGGGGAUUACUCUCCGUCUCGAUUACGGGCCCAAUCCGACGCCGUUAGUCUCAUUUGUGGAGCCAAAACACAAUCUAAUCCGGAGAAUACAGUUGGAGUGUUGACGAUGGCGGGAAAAGGGGUUCGUGUUUUAACUACUCCUACCACUGAUCUUGGGAAAAUAUUGGCUUGUAUGCACGAGGUUGAACUGGGGGGUGAGAUGAACAUAGCAGCUGGGAUUCAGGUUGCUCAAUUGGCUCUUAAGCAUCGCCAGAACAAAAACCAGCGCCAAAGGAUAAUUGUUUUCGCUGGAAGUCCUGUGAUAAAUGAUACGAAGGUAAUGGAGAUGAUAGGGAAGAAACUGAAAAAGAACAGUGUCUCUCUUGACAUUGUUAAUUUUGGUGAAGAAGAUGAUGGGAAGCCAGAGAAGUUGGAAGCGCUUCUUGCUGCUGUAAAUAACAAUGAAAGCAGUCAUAUAGUUAAUAUUCCUCCUGGUCCAAAUGCUCUUUCUGAUGUACUUAUCAGCACACCCAUCUUCAAUGUUGAUGGUGAAGGAGGAAGUGGUUUUGCAGCGGCUGCAGCAGCAGCUGCAGCUGGCGGUGUUUCUGACUUUGAAUUUGGUGUAGAUCCGAAUAUAGAUCCAGAGCUGGCUCUUGCCCUUAGAGUUUCCAUGGAAGAAGAGAGAGCAAGGCAAGAAGCUGCAGCUAAAAAGGCUGCUGAUGAAGCUGCGAAAGAAGGAAAAGAGGAGGAGCCACCAUCCAGUUCACAGGAUGCAACAAUGACUGAGAAUGUUACGGCAGCUGCUGAAGCAACGGAGAAAACUGCUGAACCAAUGGAUGAGGAUAAUGCUUUACUACAAGAGGCUUUGUCAAUGUCCAUGAAGACUACUGGACCUGAUUCCUCCGCAGCUGAUGCUGUUAUGUCAGAAGCUACUAAUGAGGAUAAGGAGUUGGCCUUGGCUCUUCAAAUGUCUAUGCAGGAGGAUGCAAAAGAUCCAUCAAACCAGACAGAUAUAAGCAAGGUGUUAGGGGAUCAGUCUUUUGUCUCAUCUAUCCUUACAUCACUUCCAGGAGUUGACCCAAAUGAUCCUUCAGUGAAGGAUUUGAUUGCAUCUCUGCAAGGUCAAUCUGAGUCGUCCCAAGAGAAGAAAGAUGAAGAUGAGCCACCAAAGGCUGACAAGUGAAGAUACAAUUAGUGGGAUCAUUGCGUGAUCGCCUUUUAACCAGGGAAGUGGUAUAUCUCUCAUGCAUGAGAGUUCAAAUCAAGAACAGAUGCAAAACAAGCUUGUGGAGUAUCUAUGGGAAGAACCCUACUGAAAUAUUGUGGGUUUUUUUUUUAUAUUUUAGGGCAAGUUCGUUGACCUCAAAAAGUUGGAGUAGAGUGAACUAUAUCUUGAUUAACGCUUUCAAAUAUUUUAGUGAUGGGAUUAUUGUUAAUGACCUUUAUUAAACCUUAUGGCUCAAUUUAUGUUUUGUUUCAUUGUGGUGAUUA